This is a messenger RNA of Lasiodiplodia theobromae, 1494 nucleotides long. RefSeq lists its product as uncharacterized. Gene Ontology annotation, cellular component: endoplasmic reticulum lumen. Bases 1 to 1494 code for a protein of 497 amino acids. The record is from RefSeq and is a predicted model, not a curated record. Lineage: Eukaryota; Fungi; Ascomycota; Dothideomycetes; Botryosphaeriales; Botryosphaeriaceae. Gene Ontology annotation, molecular function: protein N-acetylglucosaminyltransferase activity. The transcript has a single exon.
AUGAUUGUGCCCGCUGGCUGGCGGCGCAGAGUUUUGGUUGUAUUUGCCAUCACUUCCACUCUACUAGCCUACCUCUACCUAUCGCGCAACCGAUCCACCGACCAUCCUUACGCCUCGCCGAUCAUUACCUCAAAGUCUUGCCCGAUCGAACAAUCAGACCCAGCUCAGGAGCUACCGCUCCCAGCAGAGUAUGAAGUUCAAGCCACGGAUCCAGAAUGGUGCGAAAGCAAGUACAGCACGGCAUACCUCACCAACUUGCGCGACGGGCGCCAGUCGUACUGCAACCCCAUAUCGUCCGAUUCCUCACUCGAGUGCUUUGGCACGACCAUCACGGAGGAACGCAGGGACAUCUUUUGCCUGGCCAAGGGAGUAUCGAUGCUGCAUACACAGCAGUCGACUACCUUCAAGCUCGACUGCACGACGUGGGAUAGCUCCAGUGCGGAUGGUUCUGCAGCGGUGUUGGACACACAAUCAUUUCCCAAAUACAUGUACAACACCGGGCCGUACCACAUCUACUCCCAGUACUUCUCCACAACCACAAAGAAAUCCCCAGAGCCUCUCUGCACGGAAUCAUCCUCCCCGAAGUACACUAUUCUCCUAAAACGGGAGGGCGACGGAAACCUCUGGCAUUCGCUGCUGGAGAUAUUCUCCCUCUAUCUCACCAUCGACGCGCUACGCAUUACGCCUCUCGAUCCAUCGAAGCUACCGACAUCCGAGUCGCUCAUUUCCGCAGCAGAUAUACCGUCAACGCAGAUUGUCAUACUUGAUAACCACCCUGACGGACCAUACUUCGACCUCUGGAGGCUGUUCGCCCCGCUUCCAAUCGUGCGCCUCAAGGAGCUGCCCUUUGGCUCCGAACCGGCAUGCCUCGACAACGUCAUCAUUCCCCUCGCAGGAGGCAGCAACCCGCUCUGGCGUGGUGACUGGCAUGCUGGCGCUUGCACACAUUCCCCGCUACUCGACAUUUUCUCACGGCGCGUUCUCUCGCAGUACGGCUACGACAACCUCAUGAAAUCUUCCUCAUAUUCCCGAGAGGUUACAUCGAGCCUGACACUCACUUUUAUCGACCGUCGUGAGACCAGAGCCCUCCGCGACACCCCACAUCAUCUUGAAAAUCUACAAGCACACUUUCCCAACGUCCACAUACAGUCAAUUGAUUUUGCAGCUAUCCCGUUUUCCAAGCAGCUGCAGAUUAUCCGAGAGACGGACAUCCUUGUCGGUGUCCACGGAGCGGGCUUGACGCAUUCGAUGUUUCUUCCGGAAGGCUCCAGCGUAGUGGAGAUCCUACCGCACAACUUGAAUUACAAAGGCUUCAGGAAUCUGGCAAAGCUGAGGAGGCAUCGCUACUUUAGUGCACACGCAAACUUUAGUGACGAGAAGGGUGACUGGCAUGACCUGGACGUCUCGAUAGACGAAGACCGCUUCAUCGAGGUUGUUGGAGCCGGGAUUAGAACAAUGUUGCACCGGGGCGAGAUAGAUGAAGAUGUUGCGUGA